GCGUGAUACUCACAGUGCAAAGCAGUACAAGGCAACAACAGGACCGUGGAUUUCGUGCGCAUCGUUUACUCUUCAUCAGAAUCGAGACCAAAAUGCUAGCCGUUCUUGCUUCGUUGCUCCUUGUGGCUCUUGUCAAUGCCCAGAGACCUGUACCAUGUGAGACCCCUCCAGAGUGGAAUGGACGUCAAAUGACGAUUGAUCCUGAAAAGAAAUUUGCUGUGUUCGCAAGAAUAUCGUACGAUGCUCCUAAUGAAAGGAUUAACAUCGUUGAAGAAGUGGAUAUAUAUCAGAAAGAGAAAAAGUUCUACGAAUACAUUAUCUUGUUUAAAGAAGGAAUCAUGUACCAGAUCGAGCUGAGUACCAAAAGGACUGGCAAGUGUGAAAAGAAGAAAUUAUCCGAACCUUUCCACAAGUUUAAAAUACCGGACAAUGCUACAGCUAUUGGAGAGGCCACUAUUGGCUCUAAUGCGCUUCCAGGUGCAGGAGUAAACGUGGCGUUUUUCACGGGAGAAAUUGACGGAGAUCGUUUCUUUCUGACGGUUACCACAGAAGGAUGUCUUCCAGUUCAUCAAAAUAUUGAAACCAAGACAGCUGGUACCAUGCACAUCGGCUAUUAUGAUCUGGAACUUGGGGUGGACCCUGAACGGUUUGUUCCUCCAAGAGAGUGUGAGUAGCCGUGGACGACUCAUGGAGCAUGCGCAGCUUUUCAGUGGUAACGAAUUUGCCAAGUAGGAAUCAGUUCCAGAUCAGAAGCUUCUUUUUCACUGGUCACAGAAAGCCGGGAAGAAAAACUCCGUGUGGAGCUUGAUUUAAAGUGUAUUUUCAAUGGUCUAAUAAACAGCUGUCGCAAAAAGCAUA
Stylophora pistillata is the source of this 858-nucleotide messenger RNA. Its product is annotated as mammalian ependymin-related protein 1. Gene Ontology annotation, biological process: cell-matrix adhesion. The record is from RefSeq and is a predicted model, not a curated record. Gene Ontology annotation, molecular function: calcium ion binding. Gene Ontology annotation, cellular component: extracellular region; lysosome. Lineage: Eukaryota; Metazoa; Cnidaria; Anthozoa; Scleractinia; Pocilloporidae.